Messenger RNA from Erythranthe guttata (spotted monkey flower), 1744 nucleotides. It is a transcript of the gene PUB8, whose product is annotated as plant U-box 8. Gene Ontology annotation, biological process: protein ubiquitination. Gene Ontology annotation, molecular function: ubiquitin-protein transferase activity. Lineage: Eukaryota; Viridiplantae; Streptophyta; Magnoliopsida; Lamiales; Phrymaceae. The record is from RefSeq and is a predicted model, not a curated record.
CUAUGGUAAAGCAGAGCUACACUAGUAUGAGAUCAUAUUGAAUUAAUUAAAAAGGUUGUUUAAUUGUUUUAGGAAAAGAAAAGAAGAGAAAAGAAAAGAAAAGAAAUUUUGAGGGGCAAUAUAGUCAAUUCACAUUGAAUACCAGUGUCACAGGCAGAGCUCCACCACCUCACAUACACCAUAUAUCAAUCCUUCCGCCCUCACAAAUUCACAACUCUACCACGGAAUAUACCCCUCUCCGGUAAAACCUCAUAAACCUCUCUUUCUCUCUCUCCUCCAUUUUCUCUCUCAUCACUCCCCAAAUAUUCAGCGCAGGAAGGAAAGAAAUUUAAUGGCGGCUCAGUUACCGGACGAUUUUAAAUGCCCGAUUUCUCUGGAAAUAAUGUCCGACCCGGUUAUUCUCUCCUCCGGUCACACCUUCGAUCGCGCCUCGAUCCAACGGUGGCUAGACGCCGGCCACCGUACCUGUCCAAUUUCAAAACUUCCCAUACCGGAACCUCCUUCUCUAAUUCCCAACCACGCCCUGCGCAGUCUCAUUUCCAAUUAUGCCCUCGUCUCCUUCCCCAAACCCCAACCCUGCCCUCCCAACCCACAAACCCUAAUCCACCUCUUGCUCUCCCCUUCGUCCCAGCUGGGAGAUAGACUCAACUCGCUCGAUCAGCUCAGCCGCGUCUCCAAGCGCGACUCGGCGAUGCGGCGCAGACUCGCCGAGUCCGGGGCCGUCGCGGCGGUUCUGACCUGUAUUGACUCGGACGAACCGGGGGUCCAGGAGAAGGCCCUUCAUCUGCUCCUCAACUUGAGCCUGGAUGACGACAGCAAGGUGGGGCUGGUGGCGGAGGGAGUCGUCGGGAGGGUGGUUUAUGCCCUUCGGUACGGUGUGGAGGACUCACGCGCGGUGGCGGCCACUGUGUUGACCAGCCUCGCCGUGCUGGAAGUCAACAAGGUCACAAUCGGGUCGUACCCUGAUGCAAUCCCGGGUUUGGUUUCCCUUCUUCAGAUGGGAAACUCGAGGGAGAGGAAAGAAGCAGCCACCGCACUGUUCACUCUCUGCUCUUUCCCGGAUAACCGUGUUCGAGCAAUUCGGUAUGGGGCUGUGUCCAUUCUAAUCCAGAACGCGAAUUCGGGCCUCGAACGAGCUGUGGAGGUUUUGGGCCUGCUGGCGAAAUGUAAAGUGGCGCGUGACGAAAUGGUGAGGUUUAGAGGGUUCUUGGAUACGCUGAUAGGAAUCUCGAGGAACGGGAGUUCGAGGGGCGUUCAGUACGCUCUGUGACGUGAGUAUCUUUGUUGUUAUAGUGAAAAGAUGUGUUUGGGAGCUGUUAGAGAAGGAGUGUUCGAGACGUGUGUCGGGUUAUUGGAGGACGACAAUGAGAAAGUGAGGCGGAACGCGAAGAAUUUGAUUCAGGUAAUUCAAGAAAGGAGGGGAAAUGUGUGAUGAUUUAUUUAUGGUUAGCUGUGAAGAAAAUUUGCAUCUUGGAGGUAAGUAGUUAGUGUUUUUUUUUUUUUCUUUUUGUUGUAAUUUUCGUCGUUCUUGAAUAGAUCUUUGUAUAAAGAAAAGACAUUGAAAAUCUGGUUCUUUUAUUGUACAUUCUCAAUAAUCAUACGAAACAUACGGGCUAGGGCUGCGGCCUCUCCUGUUUUUUAUGUUACCUCAAAAUAGUCGAAAGCUUGUCUCGGAAGUCAUUCUUUUGUGGGACUGGUUGUAUUCGUAUUUGAUUUGUCAAUUAAUGCAUGUGCAUGUAUGUGA